CGGCAGCCCCGGCGCUGCGGCCCACGGCCCCGAGCGCUCCGGAGUUUUCCCGAGAGCUUCCCCGGGCUGUGGCGUGGGUGCUGGGUGCUCCUGGGCCCUUCCUUGGGGCCCCGCCAGGAACACUCGGCCGGUCGCCGCUGGGCGUCGUCAGUAGUUUUGCUGAAGUAAGUGGAGAGGGAAAGUUGUUGUUCCGCCGAGGGACAGGCCCUUUGCCGGGAUUUCUCUGCCGUUCCCACCGUUUGGGGCUUUUGGGGGCUGGAGAUAACCCAGUGCGGCCCCGGGGCAGGUCCUGUGCCUCCUGCCCUAACCUGCCCCGGAGCACCCCCGGGAAACUGAGGGCGGGAGCCGUGUGCCAGCAGGGAUGGCCGGCAGGAGCCAUGACCGGAGCCUGCGGGAGGAGCUGACCUGUGCCAUCUGCUGCGACCUCUUCAGCGAGCCCGUCAUGCUGGACUGCAUGCACCACUUCUGCAAGGCCUGCAUCCAGCGCUACUGGGAGAGCUGCACCCGCGUCCCCUCCUGCCCCCAGUGCCGCCGUGAGUUCCCCAGCCGGGCUUUCCGCACCCACUACCUGUUGUCGGGGCUGGUGGAGAAGGUGAGGCGCUGUGGCUCCGCCGAGCACCGGCACAAGAUGCAGAAGCACCUGGAAGAUGCUUUGCAAGCUCGUCAGAAGGAGAUGGAGAACUUCUUGCAGAGAAAGCAUGCGAUGCAGGAAGAUGUCUGUGGCCUGACGAAAGUGUCUGGGGAGCUGAACUUCAAGAUCCGGGCAGAGUUUGGCCGCCUUCAUCAGAUCCUGGAGGAAGAGGAGAGAGCUGUGCUGGCAGAGCUGGGCAAAAAGGAAGAGCAGUCACUGGCACGACUGCACAGGGAUCUCCACCAGCUGGAGGAGAGGAUGUCGGUGCUGCAGAAGGACAUCGAGCACAUAGAGCAGACACUGAGUAAGAUAGAAGAAGUGUCAUUGCUGGAGGUGGAGAGCCUGGAUAUCAGGCCCUCGAUGCGUGUCCAGACCCAGCCCACCUUCAACCUGGAGCACUACAGGGACAGCCACAGCGGCCCCUUGCAGUACAUCUUCUGGAGACAGAUGCUGAAGUUCAUUUGCCCCGCUCCUGCCCCACUCACCUUCGACCCUGAUUCAGCCCACCCCAACCUGGUCUUCUCCAGAGACCUGACAGCAGUGACAGAGAGGGAUCAAGCCCAGCCUGUCCCCACCAGCCCCCGGCGCUUCUGUCAGUGCGUCAACGUCCUGGGCUCGCAGACCUUUGACAGCGGCCAGCACUACUGGGAGGUCUGGGUGGGCAGCAAAACCAAGUGGGAUCUGGGGGUGGCCGCCGAGGCUGUGGACCGGGCAGCGAAGGUCAAGCUGUGCCCGGAAAACGGCUACUGGACGCUUCGCCUGCGGAACAGGACAGAGUAUUGGGCCACCACCACCCCCUGGGUGCGCCUGACCCCCCGCCGGCCCCCCCGGAAAGUGGGGGUCUUCCUAGACUGCCAGGAGGGCACCGUCACCUUCUUUGACGCCAGGGACAUGUCCCACCUCUUCACCUUCCACCAGGUCUCUGCGGAGCGAUACUGCCCCUUCUUCAGCACCUGCUUCAGUGACGGGAGGGACAACAUGGAGCCCAUGCGCCUCUGCCACCUGGCCCUGUGAGGGGCAGGGGGCCCUGGGGGCACCAGCCUGGCUCCUUGUCCCUGCCCGCUGGCUGCCUGGAGCCGUGCUGGGGGCAUGUUCUGCACACACAGACCUGGUGGGUGUUGGAGGGGAUGUUUUUUUCGGUCUAGGGAGGAAGGAGCAGGAUGUGAGUCUUCCCAGCUCCCAUCUGCCCUCCCUCCCCUGUGCCAUAGGCUGUGGGUGCUGCACUGCACUCCCAGAGGUCCCUGGCGCCCCUUGAAGAAAAACCUCCUGUGCCUGAGCGUUUCACGGUUUAGUAACCGCAGCCCCAGGGCUGCAGCGGAGAUGGCCGCAAGCUGCUUCCUCUUCUGUCCCUCCCCACUCCCACCCCUAAACCCUGCGGAGGACAGCGGUCCCAGAGCACCAUCGGCUGCCUCUUGACACUCAAGUCUGUGUCCCAGCCGUGGGCUUCCUCCGCUAGAAGGGCCGCGGGCUGGCGGCAGAGGGAGCUCGGUGCACGGUGUGGGACCCCUGUGGUGCUGCCUCCCCUCCCCUCCCUCACCAUUAAAGCUUGUUAGAA
Athene cunicularia (burrowing owl) is the source of this 2186-nucleotide messenger RNA. RefSeq names its product zinc-binding protein A33-like. The record is from RefSeq and is a predicted model, not a curated record. Gene Ontology annotation, molecular function: metal ion binding; protein binding. Bases 362 to 1645 code for a protein of 427 amino acids. The transcript has 7 exons. NCBI's taxonomy places the organism in Eukaryota, Metazoa, Chordata, Aves, Strigiformes, Strigidae.